Molecule: messenger RNA, 6582 nt
Organism: Microcebus murinus (gray mouse lemur)
Lineage: Eukaryota; Metazoa; Chordata; Mammalia; Primates; Cheirogaleidae
Gene: CNOT4
Product: CCR4-NOT transcription complex subunit 4
Biological process (GO): protein ubiquitination
Cellular component (GO): CCR4-NOT complex
Molecular function (GO): ubiquitin-protein transferase activity; RNA binding; metal ion binding
Source: RefSeq, a predicted model, not a curated record
GCCCCUCCCCCGCCCCUCCCGGCCGGAUCGGCGUGCGCCUGCGCACGGGAGGCCGGCGGAGUCUUACCCUAAUGUAAGAUGGUGGCCCGUCUGGCUGUGGAACCCACCGAAAGCUGAGAGUCUCUCUCUCAGCCGUAAAGGUCGGACUCGCUGAAGGAAUCAGGCCCGGUUCUGAAGAGUUUUUUCCCCGACACUCGUUCAGUGGUCUCUUGUGAAGACGCGGCAGCGCGUGGAGUCGGCUAAGGGAAAAGCGAGGCAAGGCAGGCGGGUCUUCAAAGUUCUACAUUUUAGCUCACAGUGCUGAAGUUCCUUCUCCCUUAAAUUAUUAUAAAUUUUUGCUGCUGUUUAAUAAACGUGAAGAUGUCUCGCAGUCCUGAUGCGAAGGAAGACCCUGUGGAAUGCCCUCUUUGCAUGGAGCCCCUGGAAAUAGAUGAUAUCAACUUUUUCCCUUGCACCUGUGGCUACCAGAUUUGCCGAUUUUGUUGGCAUCGAAUUCGCACUGAUGAAAAUGGGCUUUGCCCUGCAUGUAGAAAGCCAUAUCCAGAAGACCCAGCAGUUUAUAAACCACUCUCUCAAGAAGAACUGCAAAGGAUAAAGAAUGAGAAAAAACAGAAACAAAAUGAGAGAAAACAGAAAAUAUCAGAAAAUCGCAAGCAUUUGGCUAGUGUACGUGUUGUACAAAAAAACCUCGUCUUUGUUGUAGGUCUGUCUCAGCGCUUAGCAGACCCAGAGGUUUUAAAACGACCAGAAUAUUUUGGGAAGUUUGGUAAAAUACAUAAAGUUGUCAUCAAUAAUAGCACAUCAUAUGCAGGCUCACAGGGUCCAAGUGCCAGUGCUUAUGUAACCUAUAUCCGGUCAGAAGAUGCUCUCAGAGCCAUACAAUGUGUCAACAAUGUGGUAGUAGAUGGCAGAACACUUAAGGCAUCUCUAGGUACAACAAAAUACUGCAGUUACUUCUUAAAGAAUAUGCAGUGUCCCAAACCCGACUGCAUGUAUCUACAUGAAUUGGGGGAUGAGGCUGCAAGCUUCACAAAAGAAGAAAUGCAGGCGGGUAAACACCAAGAAUAUGAACAGAAGCUACUUCAAGAAUUAUAUAAAUUAAAUCCCAAUUUUCUUCAGCUGUCUACGGGUUCAGUUGAUAAGAAUAAGAACAAAGUGACACCACUGCAGAGGUAUGAUACCCCCAUUGACAAGCCUUCAGAUUCUCUCAGUAUAGGGAAUGGUGACAAUUCCCAGCAGAUAUCUAACAGUGAUACGCCCUCACCACCACCUGGUUUAUCAAAAUCCAAUCCAGUCAUCCCCAUCAGUUCAUCCAAUCACAGUGCACGGUCUCCUUUUGAAGGGGCAGUAACAGAGUCACAGUCGUUAUUCUCAGACAAUUUUCGCCAUCCCAACCCUAUCCCAAGUGGGCUUCCUCCUUUCCCCAGCUCCCCACAGACUUCCAGUGACUGGCCUACAGCACCAGAACCACAGAGCCUCUUCACAUCAGAAACAAUCCCAGUAUCAUCCUCUACAGACUGGCAAGCAGCAUUUGGCUUUGGUUCUUCUAAACAACCAGAGGAUGACUUGGGUUUUGAUCCCUUUGAUGUCACUCGAAAAGCCUUAGCAGACCUGAUUGAGAAGGAACUGUCCGUCCAAGACCAACCUUCCCUUUCGCCCACAUCUCUUCAGAACUCCUCUUCACACACUACAACCGCCAAAGGUCCAGGCUCUGGAUUUCUGCAUCCUGCUGCACCUACAAAUGCCAACUCUCUCAAUAGUACCUUUUCAGUCUUGCCACAGAGGUUCCCUCAAUUUCAGCAGCACCGAGCGGUUUAUAAUUCAUUCAGUUUUCCAGGCCAGGCAGCCCGCUAUCCUUGGAUGGCCUUUCCACGCAAUAGCAUCAUGCACUUGAACCACACAGCAAACCCCACCUCAAAUAGUAAUUUCUUGGACUUGAAUCUCCCGCCACAGCACAACACAGGUCUGGGAGGGAUCCCUAUAGCAGGGGAAGAAGAGGUGAAGGUUUCGACCAUGCCACUGUCAGCCUCUUCCCAUUCAUUACAACAAGGACAGCAGCCUACAAGUCUCCACACUACUGUGGCCUGACAACAGAACUGAGAGGAGAGGAUUAGACUCUGGGGUGCUUGCAUGGGCAACCGGAUUUUUGCAUGAUUCCUUUCUGAUUUUGCUUUUAAUGUAUACACCCAAAAGAGCCAAUAUAAACGUUCCUCAUGCCUACAGCUAGCGUGUUACCUCAUAGUUGCUGAAGUAUUUCUUCAUUAGGCCUUUAACAUAAUUUAUUAGUAAAAUAAUUUUGGCAUUGUUUCUCAUGAGUGAUACUAUUUUGAACUCACACAAAUAAACUUGUAGUACUAAUUAAGAUCCCAGAUGAGAUUAGUUAGAAUUGUUCUUAUUUUGGCUCUAUUAUUGAAAAUAUACAAAGGUAAUCGUAGUUCCUUGUUUUCUGAUAUGUGAAAAAAAUGGUAAUAUCCUAAUCUCCUGAAAAAUUUGAAAAUUAAGAUAAUGUCUAUUGCAUUCUUUGAAUACUUACGAAAGAAUACAUAUAACAUAAAAUUGGUGGUGUCAUUUAAUGCUCAAAAGGAUGUUGUCAGCAAUUGUUUUUAGUUGUCUAGAUUUAUAUCUUAUAUUAUGCAUUACAUCUGUAGAAAUUGUUUUGUUCUCUCUCAUUUGCACAUUUGCACUUUCUUUUGAAUGGUUGUUAAUUAUACAUAGAUGGUUAAAAGAUAAUUAUUAUAUUAUAGCUUAAAUGCAAUAUAAUCUCUUUUCUAAUGCACUGCCUAGUAUACCAGGAAAUGCCUCAAAAACAGAAUUUCAACUUAUAGUUGACUUAUCAGAAACUUGAAUAUAGGGUAAACAUUGUAUGUGAGAAGCAACCAUAGCAGUGUUUUAACAUUUUUAUUGAACAAACAGUAAUUCUGUGGGAUGUCUGUUUGGAAAUUUCAUUGCUUAAUAAUGAAAAUGUGAUGAUAAGACAAUAUUAUAAGUACCUGACCAGAAUGAGACUAAGGCAGAAGAGAAGAGAGUGGGUGUCCUCUAAAGUUAGGCCACCUAAGUUGUGAUAGAUAACCUUAGUUAAUCAAGAGAAUGGUAGAAUACUUUAUUAGGAUAUAAUGUGAAGUGAUGUUUUUGAUAAUACAGAAUUUCUUGAAAUAGUUUUAAAACUGAUAAUAAAAGAAAGAAACUGAACUCAGUUCUGGCCAGUGGACAAAAGCUGAUUCAGAAAACAUGACCAUAUUCUGCCUAAAUGAAGCAUCUGGGAAGAAGGGGAAAGUCACACCUCCUCUUGAGAUUUUAAAAAACAAUUGUGAUAAAAGGUAUGCCUUAAUUUGUUAAAAGGUAUGAAAGGGGUAAUGCGAAUACCAAAAAAUAAGCCUAGGGCUUAAGAUAGUAAUAAAAAAAAUAUGUUAUUAGGAUAUGAUACUUAAUGUUGUGUUGGGGUUAGAAUUUUCAAGGUUACCUCUUUAUAUGGAAUCUGGUUACUUUCUAUUAGAGAUAAUGCAACCAAUUAAAUGGCUUUAUUCCAGGGUAUAUUGGGAUAAACUAAAAUCUAUUCUUAGGUACCCUUAGAUUUGAUUAACAGGGUACAAAAGCCAUUGUCUAGCCAUUUAAGUGAUUUUUGUAAAAUUCAGCAUAAAUAUUAGUCUCUAAUUUCUAUUUAGAAGUGAUUUUAAGACAACAUUACAAGAAAAUUACGAGUUAGAAAAUACAAACAGAAUAUUGUAGACUUAUUAAACAUUAGCCUUUUAUUAUAUCCUAAUUUAAUAUGGUUUUCAUUUUUGCUGUAAGAGGCAGAGAAUUCACUUAUGUCUCCUGUGGGGCUAAGCCUCCUGGGCUUUAUUAACAAACUCUGACUCCUUGUAAUGAUGCUUACUAGCUCGUAGCUCUCUCCAGCCUUCAAUGUAAGCCUUUCAUUGUCUGGAUCUUCUUAUGAAGACAUAGCAGGUGGAUAGCUCUUAUUUUACUCACUUUUUGGUAUUGAGAGAUACACCUGUUAAAUAAGGCUUUUUUCCUUAUAGCUUUUCCUUUCCUUUCUGAUUCAUAGCCAGUGCAGAAAAACUGUCAGGUAGUUUGCCCAGACUUGCCAGAUCCCUGAAGAGAAUCCCAAAACUGUCUCCCUGCCUGCUUCUCCUCCCCACCUCCAUUUCCAGGCACACCAUGAAUGAAGAAAAUGCUUCUUGGGCAAUUAGACUUCAUCUUCUAAAUUUUUAUAUAAAAUGGCUAAAGAUAAUCUUUUAACUCAAUUUAAAAUUCUUUGACCUUGUAGGCCUCACCUUUCAUUUACUUAAUAUUUUAUUUAAUACUGUUUUUUAAAAAAAUCUUAAAAUCAUAGUCAUAAUUUUACACUAACGCACAGAAUAAAUGACAACACAGAAAGCAUCGCUUCACAUAGCAAUCAAAGUGAAUCCAAAAUGAUGGCAAAGGAUGAGAAAUUCUUUAAAAGCUUCAAGUUUGUUUUUGAUACAUUUCUGCAUGAUCCAUCAUGCACAAGGGAAACUUUAUACAUUUUAUGUCUUUAAUCUUCAUAAAGUGACUAGUCUUUUCUUUAACCCAGGAAUUUUUAACUUGGAGUUCAGAACUCUGAAAGUACAUGCAAAAUUGUAGAUUUGUCUGCAUGUCCUUUUUUUGUCUGUUGCAUAUGUCCAUUUUUAAUAGAUUUGUGAAAGAUUUGAUGACAUCCCUUCCCCUUCAUGAAAAAGAGUUAAAAACUGCUGCCUUGCAAUGUUUUUAGUGCCACUGUAUGAAAUAGAGUCCUGCGCUGAAUGAUUUUAGUUGUGUGAUGAAUGUCAAGUGCUUCUUUAUUUUCUCAAAGAUUUCAUUAGAAAAUAUUUUCUGAUUAAUAAUGCUUUCCUUUUCAUGCUACUGUUGCAUUUUGUUUUUCCAGCUUUUGUAUAGUCUCCCCUUCUUUCAACAAAGGAUUAAUAAGAUAUUUGAGUACCUAUUCUGUGUAGUGACUUGAGCUAGAUCUUAAGGGAUACCAGGUUGAAUAAAAUACAGACUCUAUCACCAAGGAUAACAGCCUAAAGACAGUUUUAUUUCACAUUAUUUCUAUCAGGUCAGCUCUUGAUAUAUUUUAAUCACAAGAACUACCAUAGCAGUUCAGGCUUAUAUCAGUAAUCACUCUGACAGUGGGAACAAAGAGUAUUGAGUACUUAUUUGUAUUUGGAGGGAGGUGAAAAACCUUCAUAGGAAAGACAUACAUUCAUUAUUCUAAUUUAUGUGUGUAUGCUCAAGUCUCUUACCCUUUACUUAUCUCCCUGGGAAUUAAGUAGAGCCUUCUAUAUAUGUGUCCCUUUAAAGAAAACAGCUUUAAUGCAUGUUGUCUGUGCACAUUUCUACUGACAUGGCUCCUCCUAUUUGUAUGGUAUUCCAAGCACCUUGAAAACUGCCAGAGUUCUCUUCUGCUGUGACACGGGUCCAAAGGGAGGUACUCCCACAGAGACAUUGCCUGAGAAAGCCGAGAGAAAGGAACAAAUUGUAGGUGUAUUGAAAUCUUACAAAAUGAAGACCACCAAGUUAUUUAUGUACAUAUACAUAUAUAUAUAAAUGGGGGGAUGUUUUAUGCUGUGUUGAGUUGUAAAGUUUUGGACUUUUGGGGUUGCUUGAUCACAAAGUCUUACCGAAUCUUCUUAAUUGGCUUUGAGAGUUGGCUAUCAUACAAUUGAAAAUAUAGUAAGUUUUUCUUUUUAAUUAUCUUAUAAAGAAGUGAUAACUCCAAACAAUGAUAUGUGUCUUUAUUCUACAAAAUUGGCCAAAUUAUCUGGUGUCAAGCUAGUCCUUCUACCCUUAGUGCUGUGUCUCUAUCUGAAUGAGUACUUAAUGUGUGCCUCCUUGUGCUAGACAAAUAGCAGUAAUACAUGCAAGUAUUCACACAUAAAAUGUUUAGUGAACAAAUCAGACACUGUGCUUAUAUAAAAGUAAAGGUAGGAAUUAGAGAAAGAAGUUAUUGUGAGCUGGUACAGGGAGAAGCUUCAUAAAAAGAGUGUGAUACUUUUUGACUUUGAAAGAUGGCUCAAAUUUAGAUGAAGGCAGGAGAAAGCACAAUAAAGGAUAUAGGUUGAAUCUAGGACCAGAGGGAGAAAUUAACAUGGUCUGUAGCGGUUGGAAGGGAAGGACGGUAAGGAGGUAGACUCGACUGAGGUAUAUGGGUGCAGGUAAGCUGGGAUAAAUGUGCUUAAAGCUUUGAAAACUAAGAAGAGUUUAGACUUAAUGUAGAUAUGGUCAAGUGGUAGAGCACUAUAGAUUCUUGGCAAAGCUGUAACUUGAUGGUAGCAUUUUAAAAAGAGUAAUGGGGUAAUAGACUGAUCAUGCUCUUGGGACCAGUUAGAAAGCAAUUCCAGUAUGCCAUUGCUGUCCAGUACAAAUAAGAACAGUAAUAGUUGGAAUGGAGAAGAAAUUAUGAAUUAGAAAUUAGAAGCAUGAGAUCUGAGAAAAGGUCUUUAGGUUUGGGUAGGUCUCUGGUAAUCUUUAAAAAUGCAACCUUUAUAGAAAGGUGCAGAAUAGAAGCCAGGUUUUUGGAAUUAAUGAGGAAAUGUCAGGGAUAUGGAUGCAGCAGUCAUUGACUACUUAGUUAAGACAUUU